AUGUGUGAUAGAUCUUUGCGUUUAUUCAAGGAGAUGCAAAUGCAAGGAGAGAUACCGGAUGAGUAUACAUUUACGAGCACAUUAAAGGCCUGUCGUGGUCUUGGAGCUUUUCAAGAGGGAACACAAAUUCAUGCCUUUCUGAUUAUAAGAGGAUGCCCAAUUCCAGUUCAAAACAUUAUUUCCGGUGCUCUUAUUGAUCUGUACGCCCAAUGUGGAUACUUGUUUCAAGCAAGAAAGGUGUUUGAUCAAUUGGAAACGAAAAGUGUCGUACCUUGGACGACACUAAUAAUAGGAUACUCUCAAGAAGGAAACUUAUCAGAGGCAAUGGACUUGUUCAGACAGCUUAAGGGGAGUCGCAUUCCCAUUGAUAGAUUUGUCCUUUCCAGCAUGAUCAGCGUCUUUGCGGAUUUUGCUCUUGCGGAGUCAGGAAAGCAGAUGCAUUCCUAUGCCAUCAAAACCCCCUCGGGUUUAGAAACAUCGCCAUUCGGGACUUGUUGA
Messenger RNA from Fraxinus pennsylvanica, 498 nucleotides. Lineage: Eukaryota; Viridiplantae; Streptophyta; Magnoliopsida; Lamiales; Oleaceae. The record is from the annotation of a GenBank genome assembly.